AUGCAGGCCCUAGGCUCGAGGACCUUCAAUGGCACUAGGCCCUUCCAGAGCAGCGCGGUGGCGCCUCGCGUGCAGCGGGCAGCGACCGUGAUGGUGGAGGCUCGUGUGGCCAUCCGCUUCCAGCGGUUUGGCCGCAAGAAGUCGCCCUUCUACCGCCUGGUUGCCAUUGACAGCCGCACGCGCCGCGACGGCCGCCCCCUGGAGUACCUCGGCUGGUACGACCCCCUGAAGAAGGAGACCAACCUGAACGCGCCCGCGAUCAAGCAGUGGCUCUCCACCGGCGCGCAGCCCAGCGACACGGUGCGCAACCUGCUGAAGAAGGCUUACGUCAUCCAGCCCGACAACGUCAAGAUCGUCAUGCCCAAGGUGGAGCUCUGA
This is a messenger RNA of Monoraphidium neglectum, 378 nucleotides long. RefSeq names its product 30S ribosomal protein S16. The transcript is spliced from 3 exons. Gene Ontology annotation, cellular component: ribosome; small ribosomal subunit. The record is from RefSeq and is a predicted model, not a curated record. Gene Ontology annotation, molecular function: structural constituent of ribosome. Lineage: Eukaryota; Viridiplantae; Chlorophyta; Chlorophyceae; Sphaeropleales; Selenastraceae. Bases 1 to 378 code for a protein of 125 amino acids. Gene Ontology annotation, biological process: mitochondrial translation.